AUCCCAGGAUCCUGGGAUCGAGCCCCGCAUUGGGCUCUCUGCUCAGUGGGGAGCCUGCUUCCCUCUUUCUGCCUGCCUGCCUCUCUGCCUACUUGUGAUCUGUGUCUCUUAAGUAAGUAAAUAAAAUCUUAAAAAAAGAAUAAAAUAAAAUCUAUGGUGUUUUAUUUUAACUGAGCAAAUUUUUCUGCCUUUAUUGUUUCUGUAUGCAUCCUGUCAAUUUUAAACAUUUCCCAUAAUCUUAUUUUUUACAGAAUUGACUUUCUUUUGAAAGGGUUUUGGUUUAAAGAUUGUUGAUAGAACCACUAUACAAUAACAAGAUUAAAUUCUAUAUAUAUGUGUGUAUUAUCGGGCAGGGCUAAUCAGGAUAUGCCCAGAUAUGCCCAUAUAUAUAUAAUAUAUAUAUGUGUUUGUAUGUAUGUGUUUAUAAAACCUAAAUCCUUGAUUGUCAAUUGCCAUGAGGAUUUUCCAUCUAGUGUACAUGGAGGUAGUUUUUAAUGAUUGAAUUUCAUUUUUAUUUUUGGUGGAUAGACCCUAAUUUUGCUAAAAGACAUGACAGCUGAUCUUCAGAUAUGGCUUGAUGCCUAUAUUGAAAAACUACUUAAGAAUAAAAUAUAUUCCUGAACAGAGAUCAUGGCCUUUGUUAGAAACUGCUGGGAUAAUCUUACACUGCCCCGAAAUGACCUGGGAAAGCCAGAGUCUUAGUCCUGCCACUCAGUGGUAGAUUGAAGCAUUUUGCCCAAAAAAACUAGGUACUUGAUUUUGUUAACUUUGUUUUUGGAGACUAUAAAUGCAAAAAAAAAAAAAAAUUAUAAUGUUAUAAUAAUCUGCAGUAUUUUCUAGCAUCUGCUAAAAGACUAUUAUUCUUAACAUGAAGUGUAUCUUCAAGAUAAUAGCAAUUACAGCCAUAGAAAAAGGACUUAAUAAGCACUACCUUACAAAUCUGGAUAUGAGAACCUUUUGAAAUUUUCUUGACAUGUGCUUGAGUCUCAUUUUCCUUAGAACGUGUUACUGAGUUGAAACCAUAUUCAAAGGCUAGGUCGAUUGAUCCCCUGUAAAAUACACUUGAAGGUUAAGUAAUUACAGAGCUCGGCUAAUCCCAUGUAAUCUGCUGUUACUAAAUGGCUGUUUGUAUUCCUGGCACACCAGUUUCUGAAGCUUAGGAUUUGGUUUUUACUUUUUGUUCAAAUAACCUCUAGAAGGAGCGAUGCGUCUUUCCGCAUGUUUGUGCAUUGUACUUAUUAGCUUUUUGGAGGGAGUGAGCUGUUCAUGUCCUUCACAGUGCACCUGCGAUUAUCAAGGCAGAAAUGACGGCACGGGAUCAAGGUCGGUUCUAUGUAAUGACAUGGAUAUGAACGAGGUCCCUAUGAACUUCCCCGUGGACACUGUGAAGCUGCGGAUAGAGAAGACUGUGGUCCGCAGAAUCCCCGCAGAGGCCUUCUACUACCUGGUGGAGCUCCAGUACCUUUGGGUGACUUACAAUUCCGUGGCCAGCCUUGAGGCCAGCAGCUUUUACAACCUCAAGCAGCUACAUGAGUUGCGCUUGGAUGGAAAUUCUCUGGCUGCUUUCCCUUGGGCGUCUCUGCUGGACAUGCCCCAUCUGAGGACCCUGGACUUGCACAACAACAGAAUAACCAGUGUGCCAAAUGAGGUGGUCAGGUACCUGAAGAACCUUGCCUACUUGGAUUUAUCGAGCAAUAGGCUGACCACACUACCACCGGAUUUCCUGGAGAGCUGGUCCCACUCACUUACAUCAUCACGGAGCUUGGAACUUACACCACGAAGAAUUGUUCUUGGUCUGCAGGACAACCCUUGGUUCUGUGACUGCCACAUUUCCAAAGUGAUCGAGCUGUCAAAAGUUGCUGACCCUGCUGUAGUGCUGCUUGAUCCUCUAAUGAUUUGUAGCGAGCCUGAGCGCCUGACAGGGAUUUUGUUUCAGCGGGCUGAGCUGGAGCAGUGUCUGAAGCCAUCUGUUAUGACCUCGGCCACCCAGAUCACAUCUGCCCUGGGCAGUAAUGUUCUGCUGCGGUGUGAUGCUACUGGGUACCCUACCCCACAGCUCACAUGGACCAGGUCUGACAGCUCACCAGUUAAUCACACAGUAAUUCAGGAAUCUCCAGGGGAAGGAGUCAGAUGGUCCAUAAUAAGCUUGACAGGCAUUUCUUAUAAGGAUGCUGGGGAUUACAAAUGUAAGGCCAAAAAUUUGGCUGGAAUGUCAGAAGCUGUGGUUACUGUGACAGUGGUUGGUGUUGUCACGACUACUCUAUCAUCAGAUAUCUCUGAAAGAACUAGAGAUCACCCUGAGGAAGAAGUCCAGCCAGGAUCUAGAGCUACGUCCCUACCUGGUUCACGGUCAUCUGCCUGGCCUUCUUCCUUCCCUUCCUUCCCCGCUUCUUCCAUUUUUCUUUCUACUUCUACUUCAUCUCCUCCCUCCGCUGCUUUCUUCUCAUCUGCUUUCCCCUCCUCCAUCAUGUCUUCAGUCACAACUCCAAGCAACAGAAUUUCAACAAGCCCCACCAUCGCCAGCCAGCAGUCACUCCAGCUCCACCCAGAUGGGAAAAGAAAUUUAAAGGUGGAAGUAGGUAGAGGUAAGCUUCCCUCAGCUAGUGCAAGUAAAAAAGAAGAGUUGGCAUCAGUGAAUCAAAUGACACCAAUGCAAAAGAAUGCCACAGUAGAAAAUCUCAGGAUAGUCCGUGAGACUGAAGAGAGUGUGACUUUGAUGUGGAACACCGUCAAUACCACACACCAGUCUGAGAUGACCGUGUUGUACUCCAAGUACGGUGAGAAAGAGCUGCUGCUGCUGAAUGCAGACUCCAGCAAGAAUCAAGUAACCAUAGAUGGCUUGGAGCCUGGUAGGGAAUACACAGCAUGUGUCUGUCCAAAAGGAGCAUCUCCCCAGAAAGACCAAUGUAUUACGUUUUCUACUGACAGAGUGAAAGAAGGUGAUUCUCAAGUGUCUUUCCUUGUCGUGGUGAGCAGUAUUGCCUGUGUUGUUGUUUUGCCAUUGAUUUUUUUCCUGUUGUACAAAGUCUGUAAACUGCAAUGUGGGUCAGAAUCUUUCUGGGAAGACGAUCUGGCAAAAGAAACUUAUAUCCAAUUUGAGACCCUGUUCCCCAGGUCUCAAAGUGUAGGGGAACUUUGGACUCGGAGGCACAGAGAGGAUUCGGAAAAAUUGCUGCUUUGUUCUAGGUCAAGUGUGGAAUCUCAGGUGACUUUUAAAACUGAAGGUUCAAGGCCAGAGUAUUAUUGCUAAAGUUUUACAACUUAGGGAUUGUGAAUGUCACAAAAUUUCUUCCAUGCAGUUAAGGAUCUGAGGAUGUAGAUGACUUUUGUUCAGACUUUCAUAUCCUUUAUGAAAAUCACAAAUGGAGUGUUUUUAAUCGUGCUUAAAAAAAUACUAUGUGAGGGGCACCUGGUUGGCUCAGUCAGUAGAGCCUGCAACUCUUGGAGUUGUAAGUUCGGGCCCCAUGUUGGGUGUAGAGAUUACUUAAAAACUACCAUGCGACUUCUAAACUGAAAAAAUAAAUAGUUUUGGUUUUUGUUGUGUGGAAGACUUCCAUAGAAAUAAUUUUUAGGGUAGUUCUUAAUAAGCUAAUAGUAUGUUUUAGAGUAAUGUUUUAGUUCUUAAAAAUAAAUUCAUGUGAGAAUAGUUGUAAAAAAUUGAAGUCUGAAGUUUAAAAGAUAGUUUUUUGGGAAAUGAAGAAAGAUUAGUAUAACCAGCUAAGCCUUGAUGUUCAUUCACGUUUGAAGUGCUUUAUGGCAUUUGCUAUGGGUAUUCACUGCCAUUGCCUAGUGGGUGAGAGUGAGAAAGUACAAAAUUUUGCAUUCAUUAAAGUUAAAUCCAAGCCAAUGGAAAGGGAGGGCUCCAACUCUUGGUACCAUUAUGCAUUACAAGACUGUACAGUUGUAUUAAUAUUGCAAGAAAAAGUUUUCCUUUAUCAUUAAAAUUUUUAAGUAUUAGCAACAAGAAGUUUAAAAAGAGGAUCAUGAAAAUAGUAAGGCCAUUUCUAAAAAUAGUAACCACUGCAUCCUAAUACAUUUGCUAACAGACUGUAUGAAUCUUUUUUUUUUUUAAUUUAAUUUUUUUGUGUGUGUUCCAAAAUUUAUUGUUUAUGCACCUCACCCAGUGUGGAUCUUUAAAAAAAGAAAAAAAUACGUGCUCCUUUUGAAAAAAUCGCUGUAAUAUUAUGAUAUUUACUCUAUUCUUUCUGCUCCUUUUUUCUGUCUUUCCUUCUUUUUUUAGCUUCAGCUUUGUCAGAAGAUACUCAGGUAGCCAAAGGACCACAGCUAUUUGUCUUUUGCCAUGAUUGUCUUUUGCCAUGUUAUAUUUUGAUCUUCGGGCUAACAGGAAUAACUUGGAAGUCUUUUUUAGAGCUGAAAAGGAUGUUUUAGGAUUUUGAAGAACAGCUUCAAUGGAUUAAUGUGGUCAAAUCUUCUAGGUAAAAACAUCAGGGAUAUUGAACUGGAGUGGGGCACACAAAUAGGUAGAAAAGGGCUUCAUACAUAAAAUUUAGGUUUUUUUUUAGAAAAAAAGUUUGUGACUACCUUUACUAAAGAUUAUGUUCUCUUUAUUGGAGACUUGGGAAUACAGAACAGGUUUAUAAAGGUGUGUCAAAAGUCUUGAAAUAUUCUGAGAAGCAAGUUUCAAGAAAAUCCUAUAUUUUGCAUAGGCAAUAGAUUGGCUUCAAUGUAAUACAUUAUGAAAAUUACAAUACACGCAGCUGAACAAUGAAAAAUCAUUCAUUCCACAUGGCUCUUAAUUAAAAAGGAAGAAGAAUUCUAGUUUAGACAUAUUCUGUGUAUUAGGAGGAGGCCAGCAUAGACGGAUGGCCUGUCCAGAACUCUCAAAUGUCCUAUCUUGUAUAAUUUCCUCUCCUUUCUCUCUCUUUCCUUUCCAGCUUGUUUGUCCUUGGUGCUUUCAUCACUGAGUGCAUUGUCGAAACAUCUAACUGUUUUAAAUUCAGUAUGCAUUGUUAAGAUUUGUUAGAAAAAUACUUUUUUACAAUUUUGUGUCUAGCUUCAAAUUCUGUUGAGAUCAAUGUAUUUUAAAUUAAAAGACUGCAAAAACUUGCAUUUCUUUACUCUACAGACAUCAUGGAAUUCACUGCCAUAUUUAAAAGGUUCAUAUAAACAGACUGCCAAAGCACUACCAUGUUAGAAAUAAUGACUACAGGAGAAUGUUACGGACUACUGUGGCAGGUGGCCCCCAAAUUGUAUAAAAGAGGGUUAUCUGUUGAGAAAGGAGACUUGGCCCACCCUGAUGAGGUAAAUUACUGAUGGUCCUCAUAACCAAAAGUCUGCACUUAAUUUUGACCAAAGAGGAGAAGCUAGUUCCUGGUGUGGAGAAGAGAAGGCACUUCUGUCAUCUACAACUUGGUCUUGGCCCAUGAAGUAAGUCCUAAGGAAUGUGUUACUAAUAGUGAAAGAACUAAAAUUGUAAACCAGCUACUUUCUAAAAAUACAUACAUUUGAGGGUAGGCAAAUGAUAUCUGAUGAUAUCACUGCUCUUAUGUUCUUACAAGUAUGCUUUCCUGAGGGGGAGGAAAAGGUUGAUGUAAGCAAGCAGCAUGGAAUUCUGCAUAAUCAACAGUCUGCCAAUGUCACCACCACCAUUGUAGAGAGCAAUCAGAACUGACAUAUAGCCAAUAUAUGGGACAAUUGAAUAUGAUCACACUGCUUUACUUUCAGACAAGAUAUAUUAGACAUUUGUAAAACAUGGGUAAAUGGUGAGGGUGUGUCACCUGGGAGACUAUCACGAAUGAUGUGCUAUCACAUAAAACAUGUUGAGAACUCCAAGCUCAUGGUUUAUGAGGGCUGCCAAAGAAAAUGCUGGACUUUAGAGUCUGACAAGUCCCCUAGAUUUUGGGAAAUUUUUACAAAAAGUUCAAAGACAAAAGAUUUUUGACCCAUAGACUUGAGUCUCAAAAAGGGAUUAUGGCUAACAAAGGGAGAUGAUAAAAACCCAAAACCUUUUAGCUGAAUAAUUGUGAAAUAAUUUAAAUAAAACAGACAGGGAAGUUAAAUGGCUGUCUACUCAUCUGAGUAGACAGUAAUAUAUGUAGAAGGUAUAAAGAAGGAAGAGUGAUCGAGGUGAAGGUAGAAGUGUAGCAAUCUAUUAUGAAAGCACCAUAAACUAAAGGCCCCAAUAAACAAGAUAAAAAAUAUGGUAAAGUUGACCAGAAGGAACUGGAAGGCUUUUAUGUUGUUGUUAAAAAGAAAAAGGAAAUAAGAAGUCUACUGUUUAGAGAUGAUAAGAGAAAGUAUAUCAAAGAAGUAGCAGAAUCAUUCAACUCCUAUUUUUUCUUCUCUUUUCUAAAUGGGUUUUUCAACUGAAUAUGGCGAAGAAACUAACUGAAGUGAAAAUUCUAGCCCAAGGUAAGUAAGAGAUUAGUAAACUAAUUCCAGGAUAUUUUCAAUGAGGCCAGAUAAAUUACCAGGGUGGUAACAAAAUUUUCAGUCAUAAUCUCAGAGCUACUGUUUAGCAGUCUUUGAAAACUCACAGCAAAUAGGAGAGAGACCACAGACCAUAAGUGACUAACUUUCAUCUUUAUUUUUGAAGAGAAGAAUAGGGUGGGUUCUAGAAAUUAGAGGCAACUUGAUUCAUGCAUGUAGGAUUGACAACAGAUUGUUAAAAGGCUUGAUUUUGAGCAUGCAGAAAUGAAUGUUAUGGUCAUUAGCAGCCAACAAAUGUCAACUAAGGAGAAGCUUUAAUAAACCAGUAUGGCUUAUUUUUUUUAUGAGGUUACUAGGCAGACAUCAAAGGACUGCUUAAAAAUCAAAUAGUAGCUAGCUAUGUUAUUUGUCUUGCCUUGGUGGAGUAAUAAGGGUUGCUUCCUCUCAAAAAUGUCUAGUAAUGGCUUUAAAUAACAUGAGAAAGUGUUUGUUAGGAUGCCUUUCCCCUAUUUCCCAUUUUUGUAAAUGACUGGAUGAACACAGACUUCUCAGCUUUGCAGAGGACAUGAAAAUAGACAGGGUAUCUUAUGUUGGUGCUUCUCAAACUUUUCCACAGAAUAUUCUUAAUGGAAGGGGAAAGUAAACAUGUACAUCUGAGAAACCAGGGCAAUUAUCCUAAGUGGCUGCCAAAAGAGAGACAUUUCUCUGAAUUAUUUUGUCUUAAUUAAAAACUAUGUGAAUUUCCACUCUAUUUCAUAUUUUUAAAUUUAUUUUAUUUUUCAGUGU
Mustela lutreola (European mink) is the source of this 7176-nucleotide messenger RNA. RefSeq names its product leucine rich repeat, Ig-like and transmembrane domains 3 (gene LRIT3). The transcript has 4 exons. Bases 1205 to 3250 code for a protein of 681 amino acids. Gene Ontology annotation, molecular function: protein binding. The record is from RefSeq and is a predicted model, not a curated record. Lineage: Eukaryota; Metazoa; Chordata; Mammalia; Carnivora; Mustelidae.